This is a messenger RNA of Lontra canadensis (Northern American river otter), 2048 nucleotides long. RefSeq names its product testis-expressed protein 12. The record is from RefSeq and is a predicted model, not a curated record. Lineage: Eukaryota; Metazoa; Chordata; Mammalia; Carnivora; Mustelidae. Gene Ontology annotation, cellular component: central element; mitochondrion. The transcript is spliced from 14 exons. Gene Ontology annotation, molecular function: carotenoid dioxygenase activity; beta-carotene 15,15'-dioxygenase activity. Gene Ontology annotation, biological process: retinal metabolic process; carotene catabolic process; synaptonemal complex assembly. Bases 207 to 2021 code for a protein of 604 amino acids.
UUCUGUAAAUGCCAGCCUUUGGAAUUUAAAUUACAUUCUGGAUGCAGUCAGUUUGAUCUGAAGGUGAGUGUAAGGCAUGAUGGUUUGUUUCUCCUAGCAGCGUAGAGGAACUGGGACUUGGCGUGUUCCCCUCACAGAAGACCUUACUGGGCAGCUGAGGCAAACUGUUGAAGGGGAGCUGGCUAGGAGGCUCUUGCCUCCAGAAUAUGAUGACAAGUCACAUUUUAAAACCUGAUACUCGAAAUUGCAAGAGACCAAGAGAACUGGAGCCUCAAAUGCCAGAUAGUCCACAACUGUCCUCUCUUGGAAAAUCAGAUUCCUCUUUCUUGGAAAGCUCUGGACUGUUUUAUAAAGAUGAAUCCCUGGAGAAAGAUUUGAAUGUUUUGAAAAAAUACAUGGAGGGUACCGAUCAGAAGAAGGCAGCGGUCGGUAAGCGUGAGGGGCUUCCAUGUAUUACGCCGCUGCUAACCACGGUGGAGGAGACGCCACAGGUGGUCUCUGCUCAAGUCCGAGGACAUUUUCCCAAGUGGCUCAGUGGCAGUCUGCUUCGAAUUGGGCCUGGGAAAUUUGAGUUUGGGAAGGACAAGUACAAUCACUGGUUUGAUGGAAUGGCUUUGCUUCACCAGUUCAAGAUGGAGAAGGGCAUGGUGACCUACAGAAGCAAGUUCCUGCAGAGUGAUACAUAUAAGACCAAUAGUGUUCAUGACCGAAUUGUGAUCUCAGAAUUUGGCACGCUGGCUCUCCCUGAUCCGUGCAAGAAUGUUUUUGAACGUUUCAUGUCAAAGUUUGAGCCGCCUGCAAUAACUGACAAUACCAGUGUCAACUAUGUGCGGUACAAGGGUGACUACUAUGUUAGCACUGAGACCAACUUUAUGAAUAAAGUGGACAUUGAAACUCUGGAAAAAACAGAAAAGGUAGACUGGAGCAAAUUUAUUGCUGUGAAUGGAGCAACUGCACAUCCUCAUUAUGACCCAGAUGGAACAGCAUACAAUAUGGGGAACUCGUAUGGGCUGCAUGGUUCUUGCUAUAAUGUUAUUCGGGUUCCUCCAGAGAAGGUGGAUCUUGGGGAAACAAUCCACGGAGCCCAGGUGAUAUGCUCUAUUGCCUCUGCAGAGAGGAUGAAACCUUCUUACUACCAUAGCUUUGGAAUGACAAGGAACUAUAUAAUCUUCAUUGAACAGCCUCUAAAGAUGAAUCUGUGGAAAAUGAUCACUUCUAGAAUUCGGGGAAAGGCCUUUUCAGAUGGAAUAAGCUGGGAACCCCAGUAUAACACACGGUUUCAUGUGGUGGAUAAGAACACUGGACAGCUGCUUCCAGGAAUGUACUACAGUAAACCUUUUGUUACUUUUCAUCAAAUCAAUGCCUUUGAGGACCAGGGCUGUGUUGUACUUGAUUUGUGCUGUCAAGAUGAUGGAAGAAGCCUGGAAGCUUACCAACUACAGAAUCUCAGGAAAGCUGGGGCAGGGCUUGAUCAGGUCUAUAAUUCAGUAGGCAGAUCUUUCCCUCGGAGGUUUGUUUUGCCCUUACAUGUCAGUUUGAAUGACCCUGAAGGAGAGAACCUCAGCCCAUUGUCCUAUUCUUCAGCUAGUGCUGUGAAACAAGCUGAUGGAAAGAUUUGGUGCUCUUAUGAAAAUCUACAUCCUGAGGAUCUAGAGGAGGAAGGAGGUGUUGAAUUUCCCCAGAUCAACUAUGGCCAAUUCAGUGGCAAAAAGUACCGUUUCUUCUAUGGCUGCGGCUUUCGGCAUUUAGUGGGGGAUUCUCUGAUCAAGCUUGAUGUGGUGAAUAAGACACUGACGAUUUGGAGAGAAGAUGGCUUUUACCCAUCGGAACCUGUGUUUGUUCCCGCACCAGGAACCAGUGAAGAAGAUGGUGGGGUUAUUCUCUCUGUGGUGAUCACCCCCAACCAGAAUGAAAACAAUUUUCUCCUAGUUUUGGAUGCCAAGAACUUUGAAGAACUGGGCCGAGCAGAAGUGCCUGUGCGAAUGCCUUAUGGGUUCCAUGGUACCUUUGUAACAGUCUGAUGGAACAACUCGGAACACCUGGAAACU